AAAAAAGAAAAAAACUCAGACGAUACUUUUAUUAUCUUUACCUUCAUUUUUUUUUGUGUCAACAAAUUUCUGUCAGCGCACUUCAACAAACAGCCACCGUCGUCGACGUCAGCCAUCAUCUUGGCUUCAUCUUUUCUCUUUCUUUCUUCAUCUCAAAAGCAUUCACUCUCUAUUGCAUCUUGCUUUUCGAUUUCUUGCUAUUUUUAUCAUUUUUCAUCUCGUUCCCCAAUUUCAUCCAGUCAAUCAAUUGCCUUCGCCUCGAGCGAUGGCGAAUUUGCCGAGAAGUGUUUCUCUGAUCAACCUGGAGACGGAGAGCAUUGGCGGGUGUUCCAACACGACUUACGCCACUUCCGAGAUGCGUCUCAAGAACAAUGUCAGGACUCUCUAUGAGCGCAUGCAGGCGGCUCUGCGUCAUGGCAGGCGGAAGCAGAAACGUGGGCUGGAAAUUUCUGGGCCGUUUGGUCUCAAAAAGGAGCCCGUUCUGCUCCCCGGCAUCUCGCAAGAAGAGCUCUGUAUCCUUCGAGAAAAGGCUGCCGCUAGUCGCAUCGGUGUUGCUGAAGACUCCAUGUUCCCCGAUCCAACAGCCAGCCUGCCUCGGUCAAUCCGUUCUCGCUCCCCCUACCGAAGCCCUUCGCCAUUCUCCGUUGUCUCUGCCACUCAGCAGCAGCCCAACUAAUUCAAUGAUUGGAUGCAAAUCUCAUGAACGAACACCACAAUAUCAUCAUAUCCAUGAUUAAGGACAUUACGGAUACUAUUAUCACUACUUUUUAUCGUUAUUGCUUUGGAUAGUGAUGCAUUUCUCUCCUUAUUUUCUUUUUCUUUUUCAUCUUUUUUUCCCUUUCUUUCUCAUGGGCAUGGCAAACAAGGGACAAAAACAGAUUGGCUAGAUUGGCUAGAUUGGAUCGGUUUGGGAUUGGACAGGUACUUAAUUAUGGGCUUUACAGGAUAGAUUGGGCGGGAACGGUUAGCAAGCGACGGGCAGGAUAGAUAUUACAAUGACGAUUUCGUUUGGUCUAGACGAGAAAAAACAAACGAAUAUGGGAAUGG
Trichoderma harzianum CBS 226.95 is the source of this 1047-nucleotide messenger RNA. RefSeq lists its product as hypothetical. The transcript has 3 exons. The record is from RefSeq and is a predicted model, not a curated record. Lineage: Eukaryota; Fungi; Ascomycota; Sordariomycetes; Hypocreales; Hypocreaceae. The coding region runs from base 266 to 676 and encodes 136 amino acids.